Molecule: messenger RNA, 840 nt
Organism: Striga hermonthica
Lineage: Eukaryota; Viridiplantae; Streptophyta; Magnoliopsida; Lamiales; Orobanchaceae
Source: the annotation of a GenBank genome assembly
AUGAAAUUAAAAGAAUGCUUACCCCCAGUACAGAUCCAGUUGGUCAACCACAUACUUUUACGAGAGGUCUAUCAGUCUAGGAAUGCCGAGAUAUGGUUUGACUUUGGAGGUAAAAUGUUUCGUUUUGGGAUAGAGGAGUUUGCCCUCAUAACCGGACUUAAGUGUAUCGGUUCUUGCAAGAAGCUGAAUAUCCCAAAAGUCAAGCAAGGCCUCUACGACAAGUAUUUUGCUAAGGUUGGGCUAAGUCGUAACUGCAUCAGGUGGCAGUUUUUAAAAAGGUCAUGGAAGUCCGACGAUGACGCUGUGAAAUUUGCUAAGCUCCAUUUACUAGCAAAUUUCCUAAUGGGAUCGCAGGACUCGCAUCGUCUGGACAGAUGCUACCUUGACGUUAUUGAUGGCUCAGACUUUGAUGAAUACCCGUGCGGUAUUGAUGUUUUUGAGUUUACAUUCCAAUAUCUGAAGAAGUCCAUUCGAAAUAGGCAACAGAUGCACAACAAUGUGAGGACAGAUGGUGCAGGUUACCUCUACCGAUGUUAUGGACUUAUAAUCGCUCUUCAGAUAUGGUUCUAUGAAAUUUGCAACACUGCGUAUGGCAUAGUAUGCACAUCACUCGGAGGCCAACCUAUACCUAGAUUGCUCAAGUGGGAAAUACGGGACAGCUACAACCGCCUUUUUAUCGAGAGGGUGUUCUCAAAUUUGGAUUCAAGCAAGGUUAUUGCUGACCUUGAACUCUUCAAGGAGACAUUCAAUGUCGGUAUCGAGGCUAGUGCAUGUGCAAUCAUGGAGAAAACAGAUUCUAUCACACCUCAUGGACCAGACAAAGCAGCCGAGGUUUACUAG